UCAUCCUUUUCCAAAAGCCACCACAAACAAUUUUGUCAAUAAUCAAUCAACACUCGAUUCUCUCUUUUAUUCCCCACGAAUUUUAUACUCUUUGAAAAAAGGACAUCAAACUCUUUACUUUCUCGAUCUCAUCUCUUCUUUACUUCAUCAAGAUCCGAGACGAAAUGGCUCAGAAGGUGGUGCUGAAGGUUUUAACCAUGACGGAUGAUAAGACCAAGCAGAAAGCCAUAGAAGCUGCAGCUGAUAUUUUCGGAGUUGAUUCGAUAGCAGCGGAUAUGAAGGAGCAAAAGUUGACUGUGAUCGGUAUGAUGGAUGCGGUUGCGGUGGUAAAGAAACUGAAGAAAGUCGGUAAAGUAGAUUUGAUAUCUGUCGGACCGGCAAAAGAGGAGAAGAAAGAAGAGAAGAAGGAAGAGAAAAAAGAGGAAAAGAAAGAGGAGAAGAAGGAAGAGAAGAAGCCAGAAGAACCUAAGAAAUAAGUAACUUAGUUGAUAUUAUAAACUCUGCAUUUUGCCAUCUUGGUUUCAUAAACCGUCCAAUCAUUGAAUAACUGGAUAUAUGUAUAAUUAAUUGUUAAAAUGCCAAUAUGAGCCAAACCAGGACGUGCUGAUGAGCAACA
Molecule: messenger RNA, 616 nt
Organism: Raphanus sativus (radish)
Lineage: Eukaryota; Viridiplantae; Streptophyta; Magnoliopsida; Brassicales; Brassicaceae
Product: heavy metal-associated isoprenylated plant protein 39-like
Exons: 3
Coding region: 165-476 (103 amino acids)
Molecular function (GO): metal ion binding
Source: RefSeq, a predicted model, not a curated record